UAAAACUGUCACUUGAUUUAGCGAAACUGAAACUAAACAGCGGUUGCCUACUUAUUCUGCAAAAACGCAGAAGGCAGCAAACCACAAUAAUAUAAUAUAAUAUACAAUCAAGUAGGCUGUAGACCAAUAUACCGCCGGAUACAUUAUGGCGUGGAAUGAAUCGACCUCGUCGCUAACUGAAGAAUUGGAGUGCCCGGUCUGUUUGGAUUUCUUUAAAGACCCGGUUAUGCUGGACUGCGGUCAUAACAUGUGUCGGGCCUGUAUUUUGGGUUACCUUAAUAACCAAGGUUCGGUUCUGUGCCCUGAAUGCAGGGCUGUCGUUUCGGGUCCAGGCAGCCUGAAGCCGAACCGGGUUUUGAGAAAUUUAGCAGACAAGGCUCGUGAGCUUAAACUAACCGAUAACCUGCCGUGUCAUCUGCAAGGCCCUACGGCACCGCCGCAGGAAUGUGGAUUCCAGAGCCCCAACUUUGAAACGGGAGGGCUUUGUUGCCUCAAACACGGCGAAAAGUUGAAGCUUUUUUGUGAGACUGACAGAAAGCUGGUGUGCCUGAUAUGCCGAGACGAGAGGCAGCACAAAGACCACACUUUCAAACCAGUAAACGAAGCCGCACAAAGUUGUAAGGAGGAGUUAAACCGAGCCUUGCAGUUUCUUCUGAGCGAUAACCAUGCAGUGCAGAAUGUGGAAAAAGAUCAGAAAAUUGAACUCUCGAGGAUCCAGGACAGGUCUGGCUGUCUGCUGGCAGAUAUCACGGCCAAGUUUGCUGAGCUGCACGAGUUUCUGCGUCGGCGAGAGGAGGAGGUGAAGCGAGAUCUGAAAACAGCCGAGCGAAGGGCUCUGGAACCCAUGGAGAGGAACCUACAGAGGAUCCAGGGAGAGCUAGGAGACAGGACUGAGCAGGCCAAGAAACUGCAGCACUCGCAGAGCAUCACACAGCCUGUCGCUUACCUCAAGUGGUGGAGCGAGACAGGGUCCCCCAUCGUGGAAGAGCUGAAAGAAAAAGCUCCCAGUGGUCCUGCUACUGAUGAAUGGGAGAUCGUCGGUGUCAGUGGAUACGAAUCCAAACUGAAAACCCUGAGUGUGGUCCCUGGCUGUUUGUCACUUGGUCCCUAUGAGACACACUUGCAGUUUUUCAUUUGGAAAGAAAUGUUGAAAGUAAUCCAUAGAGUCCCCCAGCGCUUGACAAUGGAAGACUGCUCUCUGUCUCUAAAAGUGUCCCGCGACGGUUUGAGCACGAGGCAGAUCGACAUGGAUCUGGUCCAACCCCACGAACGCCGAAAGGCUCCCCCGGUCUUGGUCCAAACAGAAGCACACUUCGAUCAGGGGCUGCACACCCAGAGCAGGGAGAAAUUCACCUCUGGGAGCCACUACUGGGAGGUGGAAGUGGGGGGAAAGAGCGACUGGGCAGUGGGGAUCAAGAUGGAGAAAAUUCAGGAAAGGGAGGCCAAGUGGUACCAGAAGAUCAUGCAUUUCCUGAGCAGGCACAAUUACCUCCUGCUGGUUUUCAGCGACGAUAAGAAUUUCAGGAUCAGCGCAUUUUCAGUAGAUAUUCCCAUCUUGCCUGGGGCUAGGCCCAGGAAGGUGGGAGUGUAUCUAGAUUGUGAAAAGGCUCAGGUCUCUUUCUACAAUGCUGAUGACAUGUCCCAUAUCUACACCCACGACGAGUGUUUUGCUAAAGGUAUCGCUGCCUAUUUCAACCCUGGUCCCUACCUAGCAGGUAGAAAUGCAGAGCCCUUGACUGUAUGCUGUUACUGAUUCCAUGAUCUCAAAGCAGUGCUGACCAGUGCUUUAUAAUAAACGUUCUUGCCUUUUAAAAGCACAAACAACAUAAUCGGUACCCUCCCUUUUAAGGGAGUGCUUUUCAAAACUAUAAAAUCAAUUUUCUUAUCUCUUAUGAGCACUAGCACCGUGAUUACUGCCACUCCCUGCUGGAGUAUUUCCUUUGUACGUUGAGUAUGUUUUUUGAGACUUGGUAGUUUCCUACUGCAGUAAAUAAAAUGAAAAAGAAAAA
This is a messenger RNA of Polyodon spathula (Mississippi paddlefish), 2009 nucleotides long. RefSeq names its product nuclear factor 7, brain-like. The transcript is spliced from 6 exons. The coding region runs from base 146 to 1753 and encodes 535 amino acids. NCBI's taxonomy places the organism in Eukaryota, Metazoa, Chordata, Actinopteri, Acipenseriformes, Polyodontidae. The record is from RefSeq and is a predicted model, not a curated record. Gene Ontology annotation, molecular function: zinc ion binding; protein binding.